AUGGUAGUAUGGGUCCAGUUCCCAGCAUUCCCGGUUCACUUCUAUCACAAGGACAUUCUUUUCUCUCUGGGGAACAUGCUUGGGAGGGAGAUUAAACUGGAUUAUCAUACAUUACAUCAAGAAAGGGCAAAGUUUGCCAGAAUUGCGGUGGAAGUCGAUUUGUCUAAACCGCUGAUCCCCAGGGUGUGGCUCGACGGGGCCUGGCAAUACGUGGAAUAUGAGAAUAUUCCGGUGGUAUGCUUUGAAUGCGGUAAGGUGGGACAUACUUCAGAGAACUGCCCGUCAUUUUGCCGUUCUCGACAACCGGACGGCGACAGCGCCUCCAUCUAA
Molecule: messenger RNA, 330 nt
Organism: Linum tenue
Lineage: Eukaryota; Viridiplantae; Streptophyta; Magnoliopsida; Malpighiales; Linaceae
Source: the annotation of a GenBank genome assembly